UAUUUCUCAGUGCAGCGGUGGCAGCUGGGGGACCGAGGCCUUUUGUUUGGAGCAGCUGCAGGGGGUGGGCCCCCCGGAGCGGCGAGACCGGCGGCCUUCCCCAGCUCGCUCGGUCCUGGCCGCCCCACUCAGGGGUUGGGGGGCCACCCCCUGGGCCGGCCUCGCCUCAAGCGCCUCCGUCCCGCCCUCGGCCCGCCCGCGCGCCCGCCCCGCCCGGCCAGCUAAAGGGGAAGAACUGGCUGGGCCUCCUCGCAGGGCCUAGCCACCUCCGGAGUCGCUGCCGCCACCGCCACCACCACCCUCCGUGCACCGAACCCCAGGCUGCCCCUCGCCCCUCAGGCCGUCGCCAUGAAGAUCAAGGAUGCCAAGAAACCCUCUUUCCCAUGGUUUGGCAUGGACAUUGGGGGAACUCUAGUAAAACUCUCAUAUUUUGAACCGAUUGAUAUCACAGCAGAGGAAGAACAAGAAGAAGUUGAGAGCCUGAAAAGUAUCCGGAAGUAUUUGACUUCUAAUGUAGCAUACGGAUCCACAGGUAUUCGGGAUGUACACCUUGAACUGAAGGAUUUAACACUUUUUGGCCGAAGAGGGAACCUGCACUUUAUCAGAUUUCCAACCCAGGACCUGCCUACUUUUAUCCAAAUGGGAAGAGAUAAAAACUUCUCCACAUUACACACGGUGCUAUGUGCUACAGGAGGUGGUGCUUACAAGUUUGAAAAAGAUUUUCGCACAAUUGGAAACCUCCACCUGCACAAACUGGAUGAACUUGACUGUCUUGUAAAGGGCUUGCUGUAUAUAGAUUCUGUCAGUUUCAAUGGACAAGCAGAGUGCUAUUAUUUUGCUAAUGCCUCAGAACCUGAGAGAUGCCAAAAGAUGCCUUUUAACCUGGACGACCCCUAUCCACUGCUGGUAGUGAACAUUGGCUCGGGAGUCAGUAUUCUAGCAGUCCAUUCCAAAGACAACUACAAACGAGUAACUGGGACAAGCCUUGGAGGAGGUACCUUUCUGGGCUUAUGCAGUUUAUUGACUGGCUGUGAAAGUUUUGAAGAGGCUCUUGAAAUGGCAUCCAAAGGGGACAGCACCCACGCUGACAAGCUGGUCCGUGACAUUUAUGGAGGAGAUUAUGAAAGAUUUGGUCUGCCAGGUUGGGCUGUAGCAUCUAGUUUUGGCAACAUGAUUUAUAAGGAGAAGCGAGAAUCUGUUAGUAAAGAAGAUCUAGCAAGAGCUACUUUAGUUACUAUCACCAAUAACAUUGGUUCUGUGGCACGAAUGUGUGCUGAUAAUGAGAAAAUAAACAGAGUUGUCUUUGUUGGAAACUUUUUACGAGUCAAUACUCUCUCAAUGAAACUUUUGGCAUAUGCACUGGAUUACUGGUCAAAAGGACAACUGAAAGCAUUGUUUCUAGAGCAUGAGGGGUACUUUGGAGCAGUUGGUGCACUUCUUGGGCUGCCAAAUUUCAGCUAAAAGCAUCAGGUUUAUCUCUGAUAAUAAAUGUCAUCCAAGAGGAACUGAAAACCACAGGCAUAAUUGCUGCAUUAUUUGUCACUGGAAACGAAGGAUAAAAGAGUAGCACUAUUCCUGUUGCUUUUGAAAUGUCAAAAUGGCAAGCUGCUGAAUGUUGCCAUAGUAACAGCAAGAACUCGGUAGCAGGUGAAGUAUUUCUAAUUGAAAUGCUUUCCCUUUUGUAUAUAGCCAGUGUUAAAUCCUUAAAUGCAGUACAGCCUCUGAUUAUUGAGCUUUCUCUCAAAAAGAUUUUCUAUUUAUUUUAUGUAGCCAACAUUGCAGUACUGUAUGCUCAAACAAAUCUUAAAAGGCUCAGAAAUGUUUAUCUCAUAAAAAUAAUUAAUUCUGAAUAUUUGUUACAAGUCCGUUCUAUAUUUUGGGUAUUAGUAAGCAGACCGUAACAUACCCUGUAUCAAAAUAAAUUGAAAUGGCAAUCAAAGAUGAUAAUUUUUAUGUGAUUUUAGAAAUGUCAAGGCAAUACUAAUUAUUCAUUGUUGUUUUCCUAACAUAUCCCCCCAAAAAAGCAUGUUUAUGUGAUCUUUUCCCAGAAGUAUAACCUUUUUAAAAGAAGUACCUUUUUCAAAUGCCAUAAUUUAAUUGAAAUAUUAGCCUGAAUUUUAAAUGAAUCUAGAAAAUGCACAUAUUUGGUGACAUUGCACUUUCUAGAUUUUAUUGUUAAUCAGUACAUUUACAGUGUUUAAUAUUUUGUAAUUGGAAGCUUAAUUAUUUAUUUGAAAGUCCUAUGAUGAGGUCCCAAAGGCUAUUCUAAUGAAGUAUGGUUUGCAUGCAUUGGAGAGUUCUUUCUGUACCACAUUGAUCUCAGGCCCAGACUCAGUCCUUUCUGUCUAAUUAGGUCUGAACCAUCAAAGCUAAAGACUUAAUUCUAUUAUGAACAGCAACAAAAUCACAUUUAUUCUAAAUUGAUGUUAUAGAAGUCAGAGUGCUUUUGAAACUGGAAUUCAGAGGCCGUACUGCAAAAUUAUAAAAGGAUCAGUGUUUUGUACAUCCUGGUAAUAAAAGAAUUAUAAUUCCUAAAUUUACUGUAAAUCCCUUUGCCUUAGAAUUUGCUCUCUAUUUUGAAUCAUUUUUUAUAAUGUUAUAAACCUUUUCAGAUCUUUACUUUGGCAGUAACAUUUUAGAGCUCAGCGACGUCGUUAGAGACUAUUGCUCAUGGUUUUUAUGAAGUACAGGGGGGCCUUGACUUACGAGUGUCCCGACUAACGAGUUUUUUGAGAUACCAGCUGUCUCUCAGCCGAUUUUUUGCAUUGUGUUGACAGAGUAAUUUCAGUUAACGAGCUCCUUAACGGGCUCGGUCUCGGAACGAAUUAAACUCGUAGUCAAGGCCCCACUGUAUUGAGGCUCGGGGAAGCUAGUCAUCUCCUUAAGUUACCAGUAAGUCUGAUGUGCUUUGAAGAACUUACAGCUGUUUACAUUACGGAGAAGUAUUGUGGUGUUUCCACAGAACACAGUUUUGCUCCAUGGAGAACAGUUUUCACUAGACUACCAAGAGGUGCUUAGAAUUUUCAGAAUCUGUGCUCAAAUACUUAUAAUUCGGUUUUCUUUUAUUUAAAGACAUUAAUAUGAGUACUGGUGAAUAUGUAGAGAAAGUAUGUCAGCAUAAUUUUUUAGAAUUUAGAAUAUUUAGAUCUUUGGAUUCAUGUCAUUCAGUAGAUAUUUUGAAAACCUACGACCAAACAUUUCUUUCAUAUUUCCAUUGUAUUGAUGAGGUAUUUCAGCCAAAAGCCAAUUCAACUUAUUUUAAAAGUUUGUGAUUUGGGCAUUGGUACAAAAAGUUUUAAUUCUGAAUAUUUGAAUAUUUUAAAAGACCAUAACUUCAAGUUAUAUUUCUGUGGCAAACGGUACAUUAGCAGCCGUAGGCUUAGGUGGAAAGAAAUGGAAUGAUCAAAGUCUCUACAAGUUAGUUUGAUCAAUACUUUGUUUAAUUUGGGACUAUGAUUCCUACUUCCUGUCCUCAAGAACGGCAGGUACUUGCUAACACGCAUGUAAAGGGGAGUGCCAGCUCACCCUCUGCGCGUGGCUUUCCUCGUGUAUAAUCUAGAAUGACGGGAAUAAGAGCACAGAGUUACGAUGAAGGCUGCCAGGUCCCACUUUUGCAUUGUGGCCUCCGUGUGAGGAUGCGGUGGUGAUAGGUUUGGUUAGGGUCCCAGUCACUACAAUGCCUCACCACUGUGUUCCUGAACAGCGCUGAUAGAAAGAACAUGUGGGCACAUGAAAUUUUACAUUGUCCGGUAGGCACAGUUAAAGUAAAAAGAAAUGGGUGAAAUUCAUUUUCAUUAUAUGUUUCAAUUUAAUUCAGUAAAUAUCUGACAUGCUAUUGUUUCAACAUGUAAUCAAUAUUAAAAGUUACUUAGAUAUUUUACGUUUUGGUCUUUUGCACUUGGUAUUCAAAACCAGUUUGUAUUUUAUACUUAGAGCGCAUCUCAAUUUACACUAACCAUGUUUCCAGUUCUCAGUGGCCAGAUUUGGGUAGUGGCUACUGUAUUAAUGCAGUUUUAAAACUAGCUCUUAAAAUUUGGCUUUAAAAAGCAUGUUUGAGAGGGAGAAAUAUGGGAACCUUAUUUUUUAAAAACAAGGGAUAGGAAGUAGCUCAUUUGGAUAGUUAAUUUUAUACAGACAAGCUGUAUUUCUGACCAUUCCAAAAAUACCUUACACUGCAUCCUAUCCAUCAUAGUGUCUCCUUUCCCAGUGAUACUGAUAAAGUGCCCAGCACACAUUCUGACUGCCCGCAGUACUCUCCAAAGUGUGUAUUUCCUACACUGAAGCAAAUUUGAUGAUUCCAGUGACUUAAAUGCCCCCCAACCUAUCUAAUUUAAUUUUGAGAAGCCAAUUUUAAAGGAUUAAAAAGAGGCCCUAUUCUUUGUUGAGUCAUGUACAAGAGAAUUUAACUUUCGGAUUUAAUUUUCACUUGUAAAAACUGGGUAACAUUUUCAAAUGCAGGAGCACUAUCAACUUAUUUUGAGGCUCAGUAAAGAACACAAGGUCUAUAGAACUUGUCACGCCCCCCAAAACAGAUUGCCUUUUAAUUAGAGAGUUUUAGAACUAGUGGCUUUCAGUUCCAUAUCCCAACUUCCCCAAGACAAAGUAUUGGUAGACUUGCCUAGCAGUUCCUGUUCAGCUACUUUAUUUAAAUACGUGGACUCUUAGUGUAGGAAAAGUCAAUGCUAUUGCCAAUAAUAUACAUGGUAAUUGACAGGCCUUUAGGAAGUUCAGGAUAUUUGCCAAAUAUUAGACUGCAAGGGUUCCUGAGUCUUUUGCCUUUGUGUGCAAAUGUGAUUGCUGUGUUAUAAGUUCUGGUUUCUGAAAGUUUCAUUUCUGUAAGCGAAAGGAUGCGGCUCAGAGGGAAGUUUUUCCUCUGUGUCCAGCGGUACUUUUGCCUUCUAAGAGUAGCUCAUCACUCUUAGUCUCACCUUGAUUUCUUUUUUUUUUAAUGUUUUUUAUUUCAGAGAGGGAGAGAGAGAAAAACAUCAGUGACAAGAGAGAAUCAUUGAUGGGCUGUCUCCUGCACGCCCCCUACUGGGGGUUGAGCCUGCAACCCAGACAUAUGCCCUGCCGGGAAUUGAGCUGUGACCUCCUGGUUCAUAGGUUGAUGCUCAACCACUGAGCACACCAGCCGGGCUCGCCUUGAUUUUUAAGGCUGCAUUCUUGGGUGGAAAGCUUAGCAAAGCAAUAGCUUCUAAAUGUCCUUUGUAACCAGUCUGUAUUAUAUAGAAAAUUUUUCAUAUUUUUUUAGGGUAUUAUUUUUUUCUGAUUGAGCACUUAAUGCUUUUUAAUCUAUUGCAUUUGAGAGUGUAGUUUAGAAAAAGACUGAAAGAAUAAUCACCAGAAAAAAAGAAUGUGCAUUAUUUUUCAUUUAACUUACUGCAUUGUGGUAUGUACUAGUAUAAGCAAAAUACUAGAAACAUGUUGCCUUUUGUAAUAAUACUCUUUGACCUGUUUAAGAUGAUUUGCCAUGAAAUAUCAAUGAUGUCCUAUUUUCCCAGUAAGUUGGUUUAUCUUACUGUGUUUUAUUCUCACUCCGGAGGAAUUCAGCCAACUUUGUUUUUUCAUCAGAUAAUCUCACAAAAUGGUAUGCUUUGUACUACCACCACCUGUUUUCAGUACUGAGCCUGGUAACUGGCAGACCCAAGAAAGAAUUUUCUUCCUUUAAAGUGUUUUAAUAGCCUAUUUUAAAAACUGUUGUGAAAAGUAACUCAUCACAGCUUUUGAGUAAUUUCCACUCUCAAAAAGUUCCGAUGUCUUCAGCAGUCCCUGUUGUUCGGGUUGUCAGUCUUGUGUGGUCAGCGGACGUGGGGUCAUAAUUUGGUUUUGUAUUAGAAAUAGCACCGGUCACUGGUCUAACUUCUUUAAAUGUUUUAUUUGUAAAACAAGGAUACUGAUUUGUCACAGUGGGAUCAUCAGUUGUCAUCAAGUUCCUGGGAAAGGCAGGUACUUGAAUCAUGUGGCAGCGUCUGCAGUGACUGACCCAGUCGGUUCAGAUGCUGGCCUCAUGUCUUGGGAUGUAUUUUAUGUGUAUAUGUUGAUAGGUACUGGACUUGAAUUCUCACCCAACCAAUAGGAUGGUAUUAGUUAUUUAUCAUGUUAUGUUACUGCUUAUAAUGAGCAAGUACAUAUACCUUAAACUAAUAUGAAGGGAAACAUACACAUAUAUUAAAGUGUGUAAACGUAUCUGGAAUUUUUGUUGUGUUAACUUCAAAAUUAUAUGUGCAUUAUUAUAACUUUAUUUACAUUCUGGCCCUUACUGUAAUCAAAGAUUAUUUUUCUUAAACAUUUUCAGUCUGUUUGCCACAGCUGCCACUAAUUUUGUGUUUAAAAGAACUAAUGAGGAAUGUAUUUUUCAAAGGCAUAAAUGAAGGUCAAAAUCAAGAUUUUGAAUUAUAUAAAUAUGCAACUAAAUUUCAAUUCUAAAAUAAUGCUGCUUUUCUUUUUUUGCUAUUUCUUAGCAUCUUUCACACGUUGCAGUGCUUACAAUUCCAGUAGCUAUCAAAGGGCACCAUCUGCUUAACACCAUUGGUAAAGUGUGAGCAGGUAAUGCAGAUGGUUUGAGGUCACUUGAGCCUGCGCCCCCCACCCCACCCCACGCCCGCCUCAUGGCUGCUGUGCCUGCAGUCAGAAGUUGUCGCAGGUGUGAAGCCAUUUUGAAAUCUGCCCUUUUUUUACGAGGUGCCCUUUUUAGUUUACAACAUUUAGGAGCAGCAGGUACCUGUAGUCUCCUUGUCCAAACAUAAUGAAUGGAAUUAGAUGUAAGUCAUGUUAAGGUGGUUUUAUCAUUUUUUUAUACAUUGUGUGUUUGCCCUUUUUUUGACUUUUUACUGAAGUUCAACGGCAUUUGUCUUCCUUCUGCCCGGUGACUGACCAGACCGUACACAGAUGUGUGUGCGUCACCGUAACUUCCACAAGCCAUUUCGGUUUAAGUUGCCUUAUGCUCUCAAGUUGUUCUUGUCUAAGCUUUGUCAUGUUGGAAUCCUAACACUGAAUCUGAUGUAAAAAUGUAUGAUGUGCUGCAAAUUUUAUUCAUAACAAACUAAGUUAUAGCCUAUUGUAACCUAUAAGACAUUUUUUGUAAAUUGUCUAAUUUAUUUUUUCAUUUAUGUACAGUUUCUUAUGUAAAUUUUUAGACUGUUUGUGGUGGCCUGUUCUGGAAACAUUCUCCUCCUCUUCCUUAAUGCUUAUUUGCAUGAGAGAACCUUGGGUUUGGCUGUUUGCACUGUAGGAUUUGGCUGGUUUGCACUGUAUGGCCAUGAAGCCAACUUCAGCAUUCUGCCUUCUUUUCUGUAGCUGGACUUUUUCUAGUUUUGUUCAUGUUCUAAAUGUUAAAAUCAUGCUUAUUUCCUACUUUCCAAAUAAAUUCACUAAGUUGUUUACUA
Messenger RNA from Myotis daubentonii (Daubenton's bat), 7385 nucleotides. RefSeq names its product pantothenate kinase 3 (gene PANK3). NCBI's taxonomy places the organism in Eukaryota, Metazoa, Chordata, Mammalia, Chiroptera, Vespertilionidae. Gene Ontology annotation, molecular function: ATP binding; pantothenate kinase activity. Gene Ontology annotation, cellular component: cytosol; nucleus. Gene Ontology annotation, biological process: coenzyme A biosynthetic process. The record is from RefSeq and is a predicted model, not a curated record.